GCUUGAGUUCCCCGCCUUUUAACUAAGCUGCAGUGCCCUCCAGACGUCGUACUCAUAUCAAUACAGCUGAUUCUCUUGCCUUUGGAGGGACUUCUACCUGUUUACAUUAUACACGCGUUAAAUAUGUUGCCAUAUCUUUAGUACGGUGUAUUUUUAUAAACCAAUACGGAGUGAUGUUGCUACCUUCAGACAUUGCACGACUUGUUUUGGGGUAUCUCCAAGAGGAAGGAUUAUCUGAUACAAGCCGAGCUUUUAUUCACGAAAGUCCAAACCUAAAGGAGUAUGCCGAACACAGCUCCGAAGAUGGAACUAUUCCUGCUUGUGUAUUUUCUAUUUUUGGAAAAGGGUUAACGACCAUCCUGAACGAUUAUGUGGCUGUCAAAACAAAAGAGUCCAAUCACCAAGUACCACCUAUGAUGUCAUCUUUGUGGAAAAAGCUGGAUUUUACACUCAAUCAAAUCAAGUCACUGCAAAAUUCUCCAGCAUUGUCAGCCUGUCAACGGGUGCGUUCUCGUGUUGGAUUGGCAAAUAUAGCCAGACAGAGAGCAUUAACAAACUCUUCCAAUGGAAUAGUGUGCUCAACUGUUUCCGAGACCAUCUCAAUUGUCAGCCCUGCACAAACUUCACAUUGUAUUCUUACACAUUCGACACCUGUAAGCUGCAGUGGCCAGCACAGAUUUGCGCCCAGCAGUGCUCCACAUCAGCAAAGCCAUGAAGCCAGUCGACUUCUUAACACACCUAGGGAAUCUCCUAUGCAUGUAACAGAGCAUCGCCUAAAUCCAGCACCGAUGUCUCCCGGAAGAAGAAAGUGGAAGAGAACUGGUGCACUGGGUGGAUCAGUGGGUUCUUCGAGACCUGUUCCUCUUGGUGGGAUCACUGUAGAAGAGGAAACCGAGGAGAUUGUUGAUGAAAAUUUUCCUCAACUAGUAAUUCAGAAUGCUCGUGAGAAAAUAUUAGGGGAUAGAUCUUUGCAAGAAAAACUGGCUGAAAAUAUCAACAAAAUUCUUUCUAGCGAGCCUACACCUCAGUCAUCAAAAGCUGCUGCCAACAUGGUGGAACCUGAUCAGUCCAUCGAUGAAAUUCUAGGACUGCAGGGAGAGAUCCAUAUGACCGAUGAUGCCAUUCAUGACAUUUUGGAGCAGACAGAGUCUGAUCCAGCUUUUCAAGCCCUCUUUGACCUUUUUGAUUGCAAUAAAACUAGAUCAGCAGAUGGCGAAGCAGCAGAUGGAAAUAUGAGCAGUAGCCCAGAAGAAGGUCAUCCUCCUGGACCUGGACCAUCAUCUGUGACCAAGCCCAGUCAGAGUUUCGAUUCAGGUACCAUACAAAAAGAAGCUUCUGAAUCGGUUUCUGUGAAGACAAAACCUGCCAUCGAGCGUAAAACCAGGAAGUCGGCCCCUUUGUUAAAAAAGACUAUUAUUGUCCCGUGCAACAGAAGUUCCAGAAUUGAAAACAGUUCUGCUAGGUUAUUGUCAGUGAUGCAAAGUAGUGAAGAACCCCAAGGAACUUCAUCCUCAAAAAGAACUGAAAAAAACCUUUACUCUGACACUGUAAUGGCUAUGGACAUUGAUGAGCCUCAAGCCACAAUAGCACCUACCCCAACAAACAUUUCCACCACAAUUGUUGCCCCCACAUCUGCUCCUGCUGCCUCUAAUAGAAACCUGUCACUACCGCCAACUACCAUGGCCCCAGUUGUGUCAGAAACUCCUAACUUAAAUGGACAUCAUGAAAAUAAAGAGGCCCAAGGAUCCUCUGUGCAGCCGAUGCCUACCCCAAAUCAAAAAGACAGUUCAGCUAGUUCAGCUACUCUGCAACCUGUACCAGGCUACUCCCCAUCACCAGGACAAUUGUCAAGCAGUGGGAGAGAGACACAGAUAUGUCUGCUUAUCCAUUAUCAUCUGAAACAUCCAUUGCUUCUACUACCACAGUCACCCCCACCAUAUCACAAUCAUCAAAAUCUUUAGCACGCUACUUCAGCGUCACCAGUGUCAGUUUCCUCCUCUGUAUCCACGGCAAUGCCCCAAACGUCUGUACCAUCAUCCUCUCUUACGGAGUCUACAACUGAACCAACCUCCUCAAACAAAACUGGAGCAGAUCCCAGCAAUAUCAUGUCACUGAAAAUCAUUAUUAGUGACAACCAAGAGGAAGAUUCUACCUCUGACACAGCCUUGAGUCAGGCCAUAUCCAGCAUCUCCAGUGACAAAAUUCCCACUAUUUAUCUUUCCUCUCCAGCCAAGUCCCCCGUUGUCCCUGGCACACCUAAAGGCAAUCUGGACGAGGCCGCACAGGCAGUUAGUUGUUUACAGAAGUCUGAGGCAGUUAUCGCAUCUCCCCUGACUGGAACCUCGCAGCCCCAGCAAAGCUACAUCAUUCAGCUGCCUUUUGAUGGUGCUACCACAACUGCUGCAAGCUACUUCCUCGUAACUGAGCCUCCUACGGGAGAUGUGCAGAACAGACAGAAAAUAGUGCCAUCUCCUGUGUCCAAGGGACAAGCCAUCGCUCCCACCCAGUUUGGUGUAACCCCGCAUACUCAAGGAUUCACUACUGGAUCAGCCUUCAUCCUGCCAUCACCUAUAAAACCUGUGGUGCUUCCAUUGUCUGUUAUGGGUCAAAAUACUUUGGGAAAUGUUCAAAUGAUGUCUAACCAGCUUGUUGCCAUACCAAGCCCACCAGUGGUACAACAGAAAGAUACCAUGAAGUCAGUACCUGCUGGAGCUGCCAAACCGUCUACCACUUUAACUUCUGAGAAAAAUGUCGUUUCACCACCAGCACCAAGUUCAGGAACUCAAAGUGUAUCGACAAGUUCCAGCCCUGGUCAUAGAAGGAUUCUUUGUUUUGAUUCAUCUGGUGAAUCACAGACAAGUAAAAUCAACACAUCUCCAUCUGCUUCAAGCGUACAGCCUUUACCUCCAAAAUCCCCUCGGACAAAGCCUGCUAUCCUCACCAGCAACAAGCCCAAGAGAAGGAUAGAGACUGUUAGAUGUUCAGACUCCACCAUUUCACAGCAGAACCAGAUGGAGACUGCUAAAAAAGGCUCCCGCAAACAACAAUAUAAUGUAGCUAAUAAGGAGUCCGGUGGAGGAGCGAACAUCAUUGACAUAACAAAGCCAUCAGAAUCUAGUCGAAGAUCUUCUGAAAGGAAACAAAAUCAUGGGACAGAAGAGAGUAACAAUAGGGAAAAGGAGUCUCGUACUUCAAGAUCAUUGUCCACUGACUCAUUCCAAAAAUCUGGGAGUAGAAAAGAAAAGGAAGCUACAGAUAAAGUAAAAACAAGAGAGGGUCGCUCUGAGAAACGGACUCAAGAGACAACCAGUAUUACAGCUAACAAGGAGAAUGAACUGAAGGGUAGUGUUCAAGAACAACAAUCCGCAGCCUCAUCCCCCACACCCGCACAACCCAACACUCAGUCCAAGUCCUCCAAACCUCCUUCAAAAACAAGUGCUCUUGCCAAACAGGCAGCCGAAAUGCUUCAGGACCUCCAAGCACUCAACUCCCCAUCUACCCCUAAAGGUGCAGAGCUUAGCAGCCAAGAGGAGUCAGGUAGUGAUUGCCCCAAGACUCCUACACGAACAAGAAAAAGUAGAGCUAGUGAGGGCACUCCAAGACACCUAAUGCCACCCAACAGCUCUGACAUGCCCACCUGUAGCCCCGCCAGUGAAGCAGGAAGUGAAAGCAGCAUCAACAUGGCAGCUCACACGCUCAUGAUUCUGUCCCGGGCUGCACUGGCCAGGACCGGAACGCCGUUGAAGAAUAGUCUGCGUCAGGAAGGGGCAGGGGAACAGUCGCCAACAUCCUCAAAGAUGCCCAAGAAGCGCAAGCAGCCCACUCCAACAUCCAGUCCCCCAGCAAAAAAAGAGCCAAAACGGACACCUAGAAAGAAAAAAGAACGAAAGAAAUUGGUGGAAUGUUUUCCUCAAGACUUGGAUGUGGAUAAGUUCCUGUCUUCUCUUCAUUAUGAUGAGUGACGCAACUAAUGCAUUAAAGGACUCAUACCGUACCACGACCUACUUGAGUUACUAACCAGGAAUAGAAAAAGCCAUCUGCCAGUGCCUGACAGACUCUGGUCCUAUAAGCUGUCAUGUGAGCCCAUGAGUGAAAGUGAAGUUGUCUGUAUGUUACUUUUCACUAUUAUCUUGGCAGCAGUGGACCAGUUACUUUUGAUUCGCUAUAACUCUUCUUUUGAAGUAAAGUUUGUUUUAGCAAAUUACAAAUGCAGUGGAUAGCAGCUCAAAUAUGUACAUAUUCUUGGUCAAUAUUUGACUAGAUUUUACUGAAUCCAGCCAAUAAUUACACUCACACUCUUGAUUAUAUUGCAAAAGUUAGUGGACUGGUUGAAAUGUGAUUAAAAUGAUAUAUAAUGAUUAUAUUUAGUUUUGAACAUAAAUGCAAACAAAGGAAUUUCUGGUUUCAUGUAUUGUUUCUGGUUUCAUGUAUUGUUUUCAAUACGAUAUUGUA
Molecule: messenger RNA, 4452 nt
Organism: Periophthalmus magnuspinnatus
Lineage: Eukaryota; Metazoa; Chordata; Actinopteri; Gobiiformes; Gobiidae
Gene: npat
Product: nuclear protein, ataxia-telangiectasia locus
Cellular component (GO): nucleus
Molecular function (GO): protein binding; transcription coregulator activity
Source: RefSeq, a predicted model, not a curated record